CUACAAGGACGUGAACGGUGUAGAGCGGUAGUGUCUAGUGCUGUGAUCAAAUUAUAAAUAAAGAAUCUAAAGAUAAAUAAUAACUUAAAUCCCUACAAUUGGCGACGAGCGGGUUAAAGAAUCAUUCGCGGUUUAAGGUAUGUUGAAGGAUAAGUUUGUUAAUGAAUUUAAGAAGAAAAACACGAGUUUUGUGAAACUGACGCUCCUCUGAAAAAACAAAAUGGCUGGAUGGAUAGUUUUUUUUAGUUGACCGUAAGAAAAAUUGGAGAGAGAUGCAAACUUAGUGGAGUGGGAGAGAGAUGCGGACUUAGUGGAGAGUGCUUGUAAAUGGUCAUAGUGUGGUGUGGUGGAUAAGAAAAGCAAAGAGAGGAAGGGUAAGGGUGAAAAAUGAUCUAUUGUUGCUUGCGAGAACGGGACCAGCCAAAGUUUUGAUGUAGAAAAGUCGAGAGAUCACUUAAUGGAGAGUGUUUGUGACUGGUUUUGAGGGGAAAACCAACACAGAAAAAACACAAGAAAAUGAAGAGAGAAAAUCAAAAUGACAAAAUAUUAAUCCAUCGCUGUUGGUGAGAAUAAACAUAACCAAAAUUUUGUUAGUGAAAUAGAGGCACGCCAGAGAACUUGUGUGUUUAUGUGAGCGUUUUUAUGAUUAAUGUGUGGAGCGUAUAUGGAUGGGUGUUUAUUUUGGCCAUUCACAAGAAUUAUUGGUUUUGUAGUGAAUGGAUAAGGAGAGUAUAUAUAUUCUAUUCUAGAUAUAUUACAGAUGGAUGAAAGUCGACCCCUGCCAAUGUUCCGAUGCGAACAAAUAGAACCAAGUAAAUUGGCAAAGGAAUGGCGCGAAUGGAAAGACUCUCUGGAGUUUUAUUUCGACUCCUAUCAGAUAGUCGAUCAGAAAAUAAAGCGUUCGAAAAUGUUGCACUUUGGUGGUCCUCAAUUGCAGAAGGUUUAUAAAAGUUUGGAAGGUACCGAAGAUUUUCCGCUGGUUAUGUUAGAAAAACGGUGGUACGAUGUAGCUGUUGAUCGUUUGGAUGCGUACUUUAAGCCACGCUGUCAAGAUGUUCUGGAGAGGCAUAAGUUGAGAAAUAUGAAACAAGGCGUUCAUGAAAGUUUUUCUCACUAUCUAUUGCGUUUACGUCAACAGCUGAGGGACUGUGGAUUCGAUAAAUAUUCUAAAGAUAUUCGGAAUAUCCUAGAGGAGAUUGUGCUUAUCGAUGUAAUUGUCGAGGGGUGCAAUUUACCGGAGCUCCGAAGAAAAAUCCUCGAGAAAGAUCAGUCGCUGUCAGAUAUUGAAGUUUUGGGAACAUCCAUGGAGAGUGUCCGGCUGCAAGAAAAGGAACUGAGAAUCAGCGUCCACAGCGAUAGUAGUCAGUCGGAAAUCUGUAAAAUAAAGACAUGGAAAUCAAAGGGGGAACGCCAACAGGGCCGAAUAUUGAAGCGAUUCAAUCAUGGACCGUUCAAAAAAGGAAUUAACGAAGUAGACAUUAUUUGUUACGGUUGCGGAAAAUACGGGCAUUUUUCAAAGGCACCAUCAUGUCCAGCGAGGGAUCAACACUGUCGCAGAUGCCGAAAAAUCGGGCAUUUUGAAGUAGUUUGUCGUAAACGUCCUGGUCCAGCCCAACAAACAUUCCCCCCUAAAAAAGUGCAAGCAAUCGAGGAAGUUUGCCAGAACACGCCCACCCAGGAGCAAGAUACAGUAACAUCAGAAGACAAAGAAAAGGUAUAUUACACGUUUCAUAUGGGAAGUGAAUCGAACGUAUUUCAGUGCAAAAUCGGAGGAGUCUCAGUGGAGGUAUUCGUCGAUUCAGGCUCAGAAGUAAACAUAAUAACUGCAAAGACAUGGGAAGCUAUGAAAGCGCAAAAAGUUGUCGUGAUUAGAUGUGAGAAGGGAAGCGAGGCAGUUCUGAAAGCCUAUGGUAAUAACGUGCCACUUUCAAUUUUGGGCACUUUUGAUGCAGUUGUCGAGAUCGGGAGGCGAUCGACUGAGGCCACAUUUUUCGUUGUCGUGGGUGGGCAACGAAAUUUGUUGGGUGACGGUACCUCGAAGAAAUUAGGAAUUCUGAAAAUCGGCUUGGACGUGAAUCAAGUACUGGAUGUCUCGGAUACAAAGUGUGCUCCGUUUCCAAAAAUUUCGGACAUACAAGUGCAUAUCCGCAUGGAUCCCGACGUGAAACCAGUUUUUCAGCCACUGCGGCGAGUGCCCAUUCAUCUAGAGAACGCUGUGACGGAGAAGAUAGAGGAUCUUCUACAACGGGACAUCAUUGAAGUGAAACGAGGGCCAGCAACAUGGGUGUCACCGUUAGUAGUGGCCAGUAAGGCAAACGGUUCGAUUAGACUGUGCGUGGAUUUAAGACGUGUUAACCAGGCAGUUAUUCGCGACCGACAUCCAAUGCCAAUUAUCGAAGAUGUGCUCGCUAGAAUUGGAAAAGGAAAAUAUGGAGUGUAUUGGAUGUCAAGGACGCAUUCUUUCUACUGGAACUUGAUGAGGAAACCAAAGAUGUUAUGA
This is a messenger RNA of Armigeres subalbatus, 2500 nucleotides long. RefSeq lists its product as uncharacterized. Gene Ontology annotation, molecular function: nucleic acid binding; zinc ion binding. Bases 761 to 2500 code for a protein of 579 amino acids. The transcript has 2 exons. Lineage: Eukaryota; Metazoa; Arthropoda; Insecta; Diptera; Culicidae. The record is from RefSeq and is a predicted model, not a curated record.